This is a messenger RNA of Colletotrichum fioriniae, 1521 nucleotides long. The record is from RefSeq and is a predicted model, not a curated record. NCBI's taxonomy places the organism in Eukaryota, Fungi, Ascomycota, Sordariomycetes, Glomerellales, Glomerellaceae.
AUGGCGUCUAUCGAGACUGAUUCGUCGACUGAGAGCAGGAAGCUAGUCCUCUGCUUCGAUGGCACAGGCAACUCAUUCAGUGGCUCCGGUUCUGACACCAACGUCGUGAAGCUCUUACGUAUGCUUGACCGCAAUGACAAGCACCAGUACCACUAUUACCAGACCGGUAUCGGAACGUACGACGUUGACGACACCAGUGUCAACAAGAGUUGGGUCAGCGAGGUCCGCAGCAAUAUCUCUCAGAAGAUCGAUAUGGGCUUUGGCACCACGUUCGAUUCCCACGUCAUUGCUGGAUAUCGAUUCCUCAUGCGCUAUUAUGAGACUGGAGACAGAAUCUACAUCUUCGGCUUCAGUCGUGGCGCCUUCACCGCCAGAUUUUUGUGUCGAAUGGUCAACACCGUCGGUCUUCUCUGCAAGGGUAAUGAAGAGAUGGUACCCUUUGCAUAUAAACUCUACCAAGACCAUCUAGCAAAGGUCAAAAAGAGCGGCAAGGAAGACAAGAGCGCCGCGACCAACCCUAGCGAUGUUCAAACGCCCAAUGCGCAAGCUACUAAAGACACUAAAGGCCCCACCGUCAAUACCUUCGAAACGCCUGCGAGUCCACCGGAUACACCGAUUGACGAGGCCUUCCCGAACGGAAUCACCAGUCCCAAUGACACACACCUGAAGCCCAAGGAUAAGGGGGGCCGAAGGAAGAAGAGAAACGAGCUGGAUGCUUUUAGCAAGACUUUUUGCCGAAAAGAAGAGAGUGAUCACGGAAAAGAUAAUAUCAAGGUUUUCUUCCUUGGAAUGUGGGACUGUGUGAACUCCGUCGCAGUCAUUGAGAAAGCCGGCGAGCAACCGACGUCUGUCAAGGGCACCGCAACGUUCGUCCGCCAUGCUGUCGCUGUUGAUGAGUUUCGAGUCAAGUUCAAGCCUGCACUCCUCGCACAGGAUAUCAUCAAACCACCCAAAACUGGCAAAGUCAAUAGUGCCAAGAAGAGACACGAACACAUUGAAGAUAUCAAGGAGGUUUGGUUUCCUGGAAACCAUGGCGACGUCGGUGGUGGUUGGUCAGCUAUCAAAGAUGAUCCUACUUGGAAGGCUAAGGAGCUCCAGAGAAUCGAGGAUGAGAGGCUGGAAGACGAUGAUGCCGGAACUGAUGAAAUCCCCACUUACUUGCGCAAUCCAACUCUAUGGGGACGCUUUCUGAGACUGAUUGGACGGGGAAAGAAGGAGGAUGAUCUUGAUGACACGGAAGAUAUGCAGCUGAGUGACAUACCUCUUUCUUGGAUGAUUCGCGAGCUCGAAAUCGCGGACCAGGAUUACGAGAAGAAGACGGGCAAGACAGGCCUGAAGUGGCGACCAAGGCGCUUGAACCGCUUCAAGGACAGCAUUUAUCACGACAAGUACAAGCAGUCGCAGGCUCUUCAUGGAUGGAUCCAUAACAUCCUUCGAUUCGGGCACGGAAUGGGCUACUUCAAGCCUAUGAUGUGGUACCUACUUGGAGGCAUGCUUGAAGAAGAACCGCGAUCACUAUGA